Ceratotherium simum simum (southern white rhinoceros) is the source of this 484-nucleotide messenger RNA. RefSeq names its product tubulin folding cofactor A (gene TBCA). Gene Ontology annotation, molecular function: beta-tubulin binding. Gene Ontology annotation, biological process: tubulin complex assembly; post-chaperonin tubulin folding pathway. Gene Ontology annotation, cellular component: cytosol; microtubule cytoskeleton. The record is from RefSeq and is a predicted model, not a curated record. Lineage: Eukaryota; Metazoa; Chordata; Mammalia; Perissodactyla; Rhinocerotidae.
AUUUUUUGUUUAUUUAUAGAUUAGUCAAAGAAAAAAUGAUGUAUGAAAAAGAAGCAAAACAACAAGAAGAAAAGAUUGAAAAAAUGAAGGCCGAAGAUGGUGAAAAUUAUGCCAUUAAAAAGCAGGCAGAGAUCCUGCAAGAGUCCCGGAUGAUGAUCCCAGAUUGCCAGCGCAGGUUGGAAGCUGCGUAUACCGAUCUUCUGCAGUUAUUAGAGAGUGAAAAAGAGUUGGAAGAAGCUGAGGAGUAUCAGGAAGCGCGUGUAGUACUGGGGUCAGUGAAGUUGGAAGCCUGAAGGUUUUUCUGUACAGGGUGUGUUUUGCAUUAAAUCUCGGGGUCCAUUCCACAAUUCAUUAUUUUCGACCACUGCUGUGUGUUCAAGUAGUAUGAGAAUGUGAUUCUUUUUAUGCAGUUGCCUGUAUUUUUCUUUGCCUAAUUUAAUGUGUCAAAUAAAUGAGUUCAUCUAAUAAAAUUGUUUCUUUCAUA